AUGAAUCGUCAUAGAGAUGAACUAGGGAGAUUUGUAAGGAGACCCAACACCCCUAGUGAUAACUCUUCCGAUACAUCAAGCAUUGCCUCUCCCACCUCAACAAUUGCUCAUAAUCCAUUCGCCAUGGCCCAUCAUGAUGAAAUUCAGCAGAGAAGUCUUAAUGACUAUCUCCAUCCUACUCGCACUCCUACCCCUUCUUGUAUCCUCUUUCCACCUAAUAUGCCCAAUUUUGAAUUCAAACCUGGCAUGAUUCAACUCUUGCCAAAUUUCCAUGGUUUAGAAAAUGAAAAUCCUUAUGUACAUAUUAGGGAAUUUGAGGAUGUGGUAGCCACUUUUUAUAACCAAGAUAAUAUCGCGGGUACUGUGCGAUUGAAGUUUUUUCCCUUCUCUUUGAAGGAUACAGCUAAAAGUUGGUUAUACUCCCUGAGACCAAGGUCUAUUGGAAUAUGGGAAGAAAUGACAUCAUCAUUCUUUCACAAAUACUUCCCUAACCACAAGACCAAUGGUUUAAAAAGGCAGAUUUCCACCUUUUCCAAAAAAGACAAUGAAACUCUUUAUCAAGUCUGGAAAAGGUUUAAAGAACUGUUAACUCUUUGUCCCCACCAUGCUUAUGAAAAAUGGCACCUAGUUAGUUAUUUCUAUGAAGGCCUCACUAGUCGUGAACGCCAGUUUAUAAAAAUGAUGUGCAAUGGUGAAUUCCUCCAAAAAGAUCCUGAAGAAGCCUUUGAAUAUCUCAAUGAGCUUGUAGAAAAAUCUCAUACUUGGACUGGUCCAAGUGCUACUGAAAGCUCUAACAGAAAUCGACCAGCAGGAAUUUACCAAUUAAGGGAGGAGGACAGUCUCAAAGCCCAAGUUGAGUCCUUAACGAAGCAACUUGAGGCCUUUAAGAAAAAAAGUGGGCAAGGACAGAACAUGGUUUCCCAAGCAGAAACACAUGAGCCAUGUUUUGUGUGUGGAGAAACAGAUCAUUUAGCUAAGGAUUGUUUAGCCUUUAGACAAAUGAGGGGGGUUUAUGAAGAGCAAUGCAAUGCCUUAGGGACCUACAAUACGCCAUUCUCUAAUACGUACAACCCUGGUUGGAGAAACCACCCAAAUUUCAGUUGGAAAGAUCCCAACCAAGCACAAUCUUCUGGAGGGCAAUGGAGAAAUGAGCACCAAAAUCAACCAUCAAAAGCUCACUCUAACGAUCAAACCGUUAAGGAGGCUAAUGCCAUCACAACUAGAAGUGGUAAAACUUUGGAAGAUCAACCAAUAGUAGCUACCACUUCAAAAUCUCCACAUGUUGUCGCUGAAAGUGUGCCAUCCAAUGCUUCUGUAAAAGUUCCAUUCCCCCAGGCUCUGAGACCUGCUGGGAAAAAUCUUGAAAAUCGAGGAGAAAUCCUUGAGCACUUGACACAAGUGAAGAUUAAUCUUCCUUUGCUUCAUGUCAUCAAACCAGUGCCAGUCUAUGCUAAAAUCAUCUAG
Cannabis sativa is the source of this 1464-nucleotide messenger RNA. RefSeq lists its product as uncharacterized. The coding region runs from base 1 to 1464 and encodes 487 amino acids. Gene Ontology annotation, molecular function: nucleic acid binding; zinc ion binding. NCBI's taxonomy places the organism in Eukaryota, Viridiplantae, Streptophyta, Magnoliopsida, Rosales, Cannabaceae. The record is from RefSeq and is a predicted model, not a curated record. The transcript has 2 exons.